GCGCAUUGGGCUGAUGUGAAUUUUCCAGCAGUUGAGGAGGCGUAGGUAGCCGCGGCUAGCACUUGAUGAAGUUUGGGGUGAGAAGAAUCACAGCAACUUCUUUGGGUCUUCAAGAUGAGUGACCUUUAACUCUGCAAAUGCUUGAAUCAAGGGAAGGAAUAGACUCAACCCCCAAAUACAAAUAUCGGUCUUUUAGACUGGAAACUAGUCGGGCUAGGAGCCAGUACCAGCAAUGCCUGUAAGAAAGCAUCCCUUCAGGCUGCAGCCUAGCUACGCCAGUUGAAAUCAACGACCACUACAUGCGUCUCUUGUCCAGAGGAUGUGCUGCUGAUUGCACGCAACAUCUCACCCCCCACCAAAACGUGAUUAACGUUGAGUGUGAGCCAGUGUGCAGAGUGAAUAAUGGUGGCAAAAAAUGGUGCUUGAAUUAAACAUCCUGGUGCAGUGUGUGCCAAAAGGGGCGAGGUUUCCAAAAAGUCUAACAGCCGACUGAUAGUCUGCUGCCGAAAAAUGGAUGCCAAGUUAAAAGAAGACCUGUUCCGGAGGUACGUGACGGCACUAGAGAGGCGCCUGGAGGAGGGAGGGGAAUACUCUGGGAUUGGAAAUGCACCAGAGUGGGACAAAAGCAGAUACAAGGACAGUGAGUCUCUGCUCUCCACAGCCACGGCACUGCUCGGAGCCUACCAACCAGAUCCGGCACAACGUUUCCACAUGGUGCGUUUCUACGAAUUGGUGGAGAACUCGCUCCGCUGCCAGAGAGGGAGCAACCUCAGGAGCCUGGAGAGAGCCUUCCGUACCCUGGAAACCAUCUGUACCAACCUCCUGCUCUUCCCUUGGAAGAAGGAGUUCAGAUGUAUAAAGACCUUCACUGGCCCAUACGUGUACCAUCUGCAGUCAGCCAUUGCCGAAGCUGAACUCCGCUCCCUAAUGCGCACCAUUGGCUACACAUGUGACCAUGAUUUGCAGUUCCAUUUGCAGGAGCACCCAGGAGGAGCGAAUCAUCUCCGCCAGUUGGCGUUUGAGCUCUUCCUGGCCCAGGCAGAGUGUCGCCUUCUGGGAGAGGUAGUGGCUCUAGCCCGUGGCUCAGCCUCCGAGCUGGAGGCCCUGGAGCUUCGCAGAGGCUGCAGGGACGACGCGGCUGGCUGUGCAGAGGCGCUCCGCAGACGUGACAGCCUCGGGGCGGAUAUGGUCCGGCUGUCUGUACGGCCGCUGGAUAUAGAGAGGCCUCACGCUCACCACCUCAGGCGAGGAAGCCGACCGUCGAAGUCUGUGGAUGUUACAGAUGGAGCUGGUCAUUGGCACGCAGCAGUUAGCAAGCCUGUCUUAAAGGCCUCAUUGAGCUUGAGGAAGGAGCCUCUGUUUGUGGAUGCAGAGGAGGAUAUGAAGGAUGAGAUCCUCAGGCCCAGCAACUCAGCAUCUCUCUGCUCUGUGGUUGCUCCACCUUCCUUCAGCCCGGUCGCAGAUUUCUUUCCAAUUCAGUCACCUCCUCCGGCUGAUGUUUACACUUCCUACCACCUGUCGUCUUUGGAUGAGAUUGACUUGUACACUGAGCGGGGAGGCGCCGGGACAGGAGGACGACAGACUCCCUCCCGACCUCCGUCCAGAGAGCCUCGGGAUGCAAGGGACGGCUGGCUGCUCAAAGCCCAUGGCAGCGUGAAGUGUCAGGGUUGCGGACUUGGCUGCUCAUCUAUGGCAUCCUGCCAGAGGUGUGACAUGAUCCUCUGUGCCGCCUGUCACGAUGUGGACCCCUCCCCCUGCUGUGGCCUCCAGGACUACCACCCCAAAUCCCCACGCCCUCUGGACGGAUACAUCCCUGUCAAGGACAAGCUCUCCGUCUACUCCAACACCCACUCGCACUCUCAUCUCCACCCGCACCCCCUCACACUGACUCACUCGCACUCUCACCCCCACCCUCAGCCCCAGAUGGUGGAGAAGCCCCUCUUGUCCACGAAGCUGUUUCCAAGCAAAUCCGUCGCCUUGACAACACCGAAGGGAGGUAGCAGCGAGCGAAUGAGCAUGGGGGGAUCGCGGUGCGGGUUCUGCAACAAGCCAGGUGCAUCGCACACCUGCGUGAACUGCUCCAAGGUGUCAUGUGACUCAUGCAUGGGCCUGUACGCGAAGGAUAUCUGCACACGAAAGAAUCCCCAGCACAGCUUUGUGCCCAACCAUCAGCUCAACUUCAAAUCUGGCACUAUAUCUCACCUGGUGUACCGAUGAAUCAAGCAGACAGAUUUCUUUUCUUUCUCCCUUAAACCCAUGGUGUAGUGUUAGUACACUUACACUUUUGCUUUCAGCUCCAUCACCAUAACUCAUUCACCAUCUUGCCCUUUAUCUGAUGGACUUUUUUUUGCUCUCUCAUAACAGUCUCUUGAACUUUGUACAUUUUCUCUUACUAUCAGUAGGACUCUGGUAUGCACAUGCCACAGAGAGCCAUAUCGCGUGCCCAUCUCUCUGCCUUGUACAAGUUCAGGCCUUUUAUAUCUAUUUCUUCUUCCUUCUUCCUGUACCUGCUCUUGAGUAGUCAUGUGAUGUUGUAGCGCUUCCCAAAUCCUUCAAAUUUUUGUCCGUUUUAAAAGGGAAUCUAGGUGAAAAAAAAGAAUUUUUAUGUCGUCUCAUCUUGAAUGAAUUCCGUCCAAAUGAACAUAUUUACUUUGCCUAACUUCUCAGCUAAAGAUUCCUCUAAUAUAUAAAUAAGUAUAUAUAUAUAAAUAUAUAUAUAUAAAUAUAUACGCACACAAUAUGUGUGUGUGAGAGUGUGUGUGAGAGUGAGUGAAAAUGUGCGUGUGUGUAGAAAAGACGGAGCUUGCAUUAUGACAAAGCAGAUCUUUUUAAACUUGAAAAUAGUAAGGAAAAAAACAGAUAAAACAUACACUGGAAGUCAGUAAAGUGGAUAGUAUAUAUUUUUUAAUCUAUUCUCCAGAACAAUGUGAGACUGUUAAAUGGGCAUGAGGUCUGACAUCAGUGUUUUGGGAUAUGAACUUGUGUUUCUUGGGGUUCGGGGAGGGCAAUAUCUCUACGGGACAUGUUCAGGUCAGACACCAUAUAUUCUAUUUAAAUGAUCAUGCUUUUGUAAAUCAACCCCUCUAUACUUUGUGGUUAUAUGGACUGAGGUUAAAAAAACAACAACGCUGCUCUUGACUUGGGAUAUUGAAGAAUUGCGGUGUGUUGGCUUUAUUCUGAUAAGUAGAUUGUUGAGUUGUGUCAUUUCCAAGCCCCUCCCCCUUACCCCCCCGCUUUCAUCACACUACUCCAGCCUCCGUGUACCGUGAUGUUGCAGCUCCCCUCUUAUUCUAGGUCGGUGGUUUCCCAGUCAGUCUCAGGUGGUGUCACACACAGGAAGUCUCACGCUGGGCAACGAAUCAAGCAGUUGCAAUUCUUGAAUAGUGUGCGACGAGCUGAUUGGUUUUUAGACAGUAUGAGAGUGUGGUCUCAGACACGGUUUCUGUCUACCUCAAAUGGCUUUAGCAUAUAAUGCGGUUUUAGCCCCAAAAGCCUAUGAAACACUAUUUAUGACAUUCUUCUCCGAUAUGCCAUUUGUUUGGAAAAUAUCUUACAAUCGACUGAUUUAGCUUCUGAAAGAUGAGCAGAGGUUAUUUAUCUUGUGACGAUACCUGACUGUCACAAAGACCCUGUGCUGUAGGCGGUCGUAGUUUGAUUUGGUGAACACGAGAACACGAACACCUAGAGUUUGUAUUGCGUAACUAAGUAGAAUCGAGCGAUAAUGAAUUACGACUGCAUCUGAUGAUUAUUUUCAUUGCGUAUUGAGUUUGAUUAAGUUAUUGUUCGGUUAAAAAUUUAAUUUUUCACCAUUAAGCUGUAAUCAAAAAAUCUGUUCUUAUUGAAAAACACGAACACUAAACUCUAUUUUCAUGUUGGUUGAUCACAUAUUACUAUAAAUUGUUUGCUCAUUCAACAGAAAGCCUAAAAUGUCGCCUCUGGCAUCUUAAAAUUAGACAUUAAACAUUGUGGCUUCAACACAAAAGUACAUAUGAAAUUGUUAUUGUGCUGCAUUUCACAGAUAUUUCUUUUUGUUGCACCCACUGAUAAAAUUUCAAGAAUUUACAGCAUUAUAUUUGUGUAGUUUGAAGACACUGACCAUUUUCACUUUGAGGCCUUUUAAGUAAGUGGAGGCUUUGGUUCAAACGAGUUUCCUCAAUCCGGUUAUUUGCUGCUGUUAUUUCCUUUAUACGAUGAGUUGGUUUAUUUCAAAGGGUUUGGGGACAUUGAAGGUUAAGAAGCGGCAAUUCAAACAAAUUGACAGAGUCAUUAGUCUAAGUAUUUAGCAGUUGAGUGCCAUUAAGGGCUGACUUAAGGUCACAUCUCUCUAAAUUAUUGUUUGAGUCACGUUGGUUUUCACUGACUGCUCUGUCGCUUCUAUGUUCUGUCAGGAAAACUCUUGUAAUGCCUUAAACUCGUUUAGCCGUCUUGUAUUUCUUUUUGGUAUCAUGUUACCAGCCUGUUGAUUCAGCAUUAACAUGAUUUUGACUGGCUACACAAACACAUAUUGUACAUAGCCUGUUUGUUGACAGCUAAGGAAAUAAUUCUGACUAAUUCAGAGAACACAUACAACCAGUACAUGGGGUUUUCUAAGAUGACGCAUAUUUAACCAGGUGUAUUAUCAGAAUUAUGCAGCAACACACGAUAAGCUUUAGGGACUCAAUGUCACCUUUUUGUGUCCAAUACUGACACUGAUAUUAAGCCCAAAACAGUCUUUAAACGACUUAGCUGACAUGCAUUUGAUACUGGUCAAAAUCACUGGAUCGGAUAUCAGACGGAUAAAAGAUUUAAGGUCCGACACAAUUCAAAAAUCCCAUAUAUCGCAUGCUUCAUGAUGCACAGACUGUGAAAAUGUAAAUUAUAAUUCAGCAACAGCAUUUUAGCUUAGUUGAAAAAGCCUAAAAUGACUGGUAUCGGUAGACACUUGAGUUUGUGAUAUCACUCGAGUUUGUGAUAUCGUGCCAUCCCUAGCUAUAACCAACCAUUUCAAAAAACAGUGCUUCAACUGUGUGGCAGACAUUCGCUGUCCUCAUGUUCUUUCUUUACAGCAUGUUACCUGUCAUAUUUCCAGUUUACACAUCCUGUCAGACUUUAUUUUUAUUGUACAGUAUCAGAUCCAGUGAUAUUUGUCCUGCAUUGGACGAUACCAAUACUGAAUCUAGUUUUGACCCAUUCCUAAUUAUAGGGAUAUAAUGCCUGUAAUAAUACAAUAUAAAUAAGCUUAUUUAAUUAUGCAUCUUAAUUUUUAAACAACAUAAAUAAGGGAUGUUUUGACACUUACCCAUUUGGAUGCAGAGUUAAGGGUCAUGUGAAUGAUCUUGAGGGACCCCCCAUUGUUUCAUCCAGCGAAGCCUUUUUGGAGUUGUUUUUUGUAAUAUCUAUCGCAGAUGUGCACUGUAUUAGUUGCCUGACUGUUCAUUGCAAAUCAUACCAGCAACAAAGACGACCUCCAUAAUGUCAUUGAGCCAUGUCGCAAGAGUGAUCGCAUUGCCAAAUGAAGAACAAAUACCUUAUCGGAGUAGAAAGCAGAAUCUUGGUUAAACUGGAUGAUGUACAGUUCAUAUAAUGAUAAUGAUGUGUGGUUUUGCUGAGGUUCAGGAAGCCAGGACAGAAUGUCAGAUGAACAAACCGGUCAUUUGUACAGGUCACUACAAAGGGCUAAGCAGUGUUCAGGGCUGCUGCUAAGUUUGUGGGCACUGUUUUAAUCCUGUGGUGAACAAAUUGUUAUUCGUCUAUAUCUAACGUGAACUCAUGUGAUGUUCAUCUGUGGUGAUGAAUUUGGGAAGAGCGAAAGAGACAUGUUUUUUUUUUUUUUUUUCUUUAUUAUUUUGUGUCCUGGAAUUAACACAUUGAGCCAUUUGAACACAAUCGGUUAAAACCCAGACACCGAAAACACUCCAAGUCUUUGUGGAAGUCAAUGCUCCCUUUACCUCUUUGUGCGGUUACUGAUAUUGAUAGUGAUGGUGUAGUUAGGCAGCCCCCCUUUACCAUCCCGUUUCCCCUCCUGUUUCUUGGCAUGCUCUGUCUGUACAAGGCCCAAAACCCCUCAACCCUACACAAACAUCACCUCACCCAUUGCCUCUCUCUCUCUCCCCCGCUCCUUCCCUCCCUCUACCUUGGCACUGAGGAUCAUUGCACAAUGUCUAUGUAAAGAGGUAUGAAACGUACUAUCAAUAUGUGGACAUAUGUGGGGUUGGAAAGGGAAAAUAGCCAAAAUUGUUAAUUGGUGAAAUAUAUGAGAUUUUAUAAAAUAAUUUAAAGAAUAAAAUUCUAGAAAAAAACUACA
Molecule: messenger RNA, 6283 nt
Organism: Solea solea (common sole)
Lineage: Eukaryota; Metazoa; Chordata; Actinopteri; Pleuronectiformes; Soleidae
Gene: spata2
Product: spermatogenesis associated 2
Exons: 3
Coding region: 511-2217 (568 amino acids)
Biological process (GO): protein linear deubiquitination; regulation of necroptotic process; protein K63-linked deubiquitination
Cellular component (GO): cytoplasm
Source: RefSeq, a predicted model, not a curated record